This is a messenger RNA of Penaeus monodon (black tiger shrimp), 606 nucleotides long. RefSeq names its product repetitive proline-rich cell wall protein 2-like. The coding region runs from base 1 to 606 and encodes 201 amino acids. The transcript is spliced from 2 exons. The record is from RefSeq and is a predicted model, not a curated record. NCBI's taxonomy places the organism in Eukaryota, Metazoa, Arthropoda, Malacostraca, Decapoda, Penaeidae.
AUGCACCUCCAGUCAGCAGCAUUCCUCUCCUGCAGCCUCCAGUCAGCAGCAUUCCUCUCCUGCAGCCUCCAGUCAGCAGCAUUCCUCUCCUGCAGCCUCCAGUCAGCAGCAUUCUCCCCUGCAGCCUCCAGUCAGCAGCAUUCCUCUCCUGCAGCCUCCAGUCAGCAGCAUUCUCCCCUGCAGCCUCCAGUCAGCAGCAUUCCUCUCCUGCAGCCUCCAGUCAGCAGCAUUCCUCCCCUGCAGCAUCCAGUCAGCAGCAUUCCUCCCCUGCAGCAUCCAGUCAGCAGCAUUCCUCUCCUGCAGCAUCCAGUCAGCAGCAUUCCUCCCCUGCAGCAUCCAGUCAGCAGCAUUCCUCCCCUGCAGCAUCCAGUCAGCAGCAUUCCUCCCCUGCAGCAUCCAGUCAGCAGCAUUCCUCUCCUGCAGCAUCCAGUCAGCAGCAUUCCUCUCCUGCAGCCUCCAGUCAGCAGCAUUCCUCCCCUGCAGCCUCCAGUCAGCAGCAUUCCUCCCCUGCAGCAUCCAGUCAGCAGCAUUCCUCUCCUGCAGCCUCCAGUCAGCAGCAUUCCUCCCCUGCAGCCUCCAGUCAGCAGCAUGACCGAGGCGACCUAA